Molecule: messenger RNA, 1386 nt
Organism: Fonsecaea nubica
Lineage: Eukaryota; Fungi; Ascomycota; Eurotiomycetes; Chaetothyriales; Herpotrichiellaceae
Exons: 3
Coding region: 1-1386 (461 amino acids)
Source: RefSeq, a predicted model, not a curated record
AUGCGCUGGAUUGCCAGUUUCAAGGAUUUGCAGCUUGAUAUUGUCGGUAUCAUUGCUGUGCUUGGAGAAGGCUCGAUAACUCGAAAUGCUCAGGCGACAAGUCUUUCUUGGUGGUCUACGCUACCUAGGCUUAUGCCAGCUCCCCACGCCCUGCUUGAACAUGAACGAAAAUACCGACUGCCUACAGCUCCGGGUAUCGUCGCUGGAGCAUACAGCGGCAUGAUGAAAAGGGAACUUAAUUUCUUCGCACAAUUACUUCAUCCAGAGCCGCUGGAAGAUUACCAGGUUGAGCUUCUUCAGGUGAUUGAGAAAAGAGGGCCUGCAGGAACAUCGACCCAUAGUCCAUUCGGUCCCAAGAAGUAUGGAGCCUUGUUCUGGAUUUCAGUCGCCGGAAGUGCCCUGACUCUGGCUUUGGUCGGGCUCUCUAUCUACUACCACGAUGGUUUCUCCUUGCUGGCGACCAUCAUGCUGUCGAUGGGCUCAAUCCGAGUGAUUCGUCCAACGUCCGAACAAAUUGCGCUCCUGUAUUUCCAGCUCGAGUACGCACAAUAUGCAAUCAGCGACACUCUAUAUCGUACCCUCGCCCUAUUGUCGACAGUCAUGCUCAUGACAGGAGUCGUGUGUCUGGCAAAUGCGUCCAAUAUUCUCCAGGUGGCCUUUGCUGCUUCAUAUAUCUUGCUGAAUGUCCUCUACUGGGCCGUGUCUGCCCUGAACCCUUUCAGAUACCACUGGCAACAUGCAUACGAUGUCGAAAUCAUGCCAGUACAAUAUCCCCAGAAUCAGGAAUUCGACGCCCCAAUUGCAAUCUCAAGGGUGGAUGAAUUGGAAGGGAGAGUCAGAAAGGAGUGGCGCCAAUUCCAAAAGGGCUGGGCCAUAGAGAAAGGGCAAGGUGGGCAAGGCAGCGCGCAUGGAGGAGCCAAGGCCGGUUUCAAGGGCAAUGAGGAAGCGCGAGACCUCAUCAGCGCGCUGUGGACCGCCAUUGUUUUGACCGGUACGUCUCAAUGGUUGAAUGAAGCAACCUCGAUAGCACCAAUGAACGCUGCGUGGAAAGAGUGGCUCCGCGAAGCCGACACCGCAGUCCAACCCCGACCUGGGAGAGCCAACGAUGAAUGGGACGGGCGACAUCGAUUUCAUCGCCGGCCACGGAUCCAGACUGGCUUAGAAUGGACUUUUACUCCGGCCACGCGAGACCAGGUGCGACUUUCUUCUCGCCAACGCCGCUCCAAGUUAAAGUCCUGGGAUUAUCAGGGACAACUUACUGGGAUAUUUGGUAAGCACGCACCUCGAACGAGGAUGCCGCCUGAGGAUGAGAUCGUGUCGGGAGACGCCGAAGACACCGGUGGGCCUGCGGGUUGGGGGCAACAUGGCGUAACUGACGAGGUGUAA